Messenger RNA from Drosophila persimilis, 1033 nucleotides. Its product is annotated as pyridoxal phosphate homeostasis protein. The record is from RefSeq and is a predicted model, not a curated record. Lineage: Eukaryota; Metazoa; Arthropoda; Insecta; Diptera; Drosophilidae. The transcript is spliced from 5 exons. The coding region runs from base 44 to 808 and encodes 254 amino acids. Gene Ontology annotation, molecular function: pyridoxal phosphate binding. Gene Ontology annotation, cellular component: intracellular anatomical structure.
GGCGAUAACCACAUUACAAUAUAUUAAUUUUAUAAAACGUCAAAUGUUACGACGCACCAUGGCGGAGUUUGACAUUAAAGCCGGCCUGCAGCAAGUGUUGAAGCGCAUCGACGAAGUUCUGUUGCAGCGUCCAAAAGAAAUCCAGGCUGCAAAGCCUCUCUUGGUAGCUGUAAGCAAGACAAAGCCAGCAGAUGCUGUUAUAGAGGCGUACAAGACCGGCCAGCGGGAUUUCGGGGAGAACUACGUGCAAGAACUGGUGGAGAAGAGUCAGCACCCGGAAAUACUGGCCCAGUGCCCCGAUAUCAAGUGGCACUUCAUCGGCCACCUGCAGAACAACAAAAUUAACAAAAUACUCUCUCUCCCCAAUCUUCACAUGAUCCAAACCGUAGACAGCGAGAAGCUAGCUACCAAGCUGGAUGCCGCCUGGUCAAAAUUGAAACCAGACACAGAGCCGCCACUCCGGGUUCUCAUUCAAAUCAAUACCAGCGGCGAAGAGGCCAAGAGUGGCAUCGAGACGAAGGAAGCGCCCAAGCUCUACCAGUUCAUCAGCAAGAACUUGAAGCAUCUGCAACUGGUGGGCAUCAUGACCAUUGGAGCCUUUGGCUUCGACUACAGCACAGGGCCCAAUCCAGACUUUGUCUCGCUCAUGGAGGUGCAUCGCUCUAUCUGCGAGGCCAACUCCCUGACCCCCAACUCCGUGCUCGUAUCCAUGGGUAUGUCGAACGACUAUGACAGAGCGAUCGAAAUGGGCAGCACCGUGGUGCGUGUCGGCUCAUCUAUUUUCGGACAUCGCGCUGUCAAGGCAUAAGGCGAUCGUCGGCGAGGAAUGCGCUUUCGGGUCCCUGGCCGAAUACAGUUGUUUCUCAAUGACGUUUCACCUCCCAACUAUAUGCACAAAAAAUCCGAGCGAUGCGUGGUCUCCAUGAUCGUCUGCGUAUACGAUGGAAAUAAUAAUACAUACAUAUGUGUACAUAUAUACAUAUAUAUUGAAUUAAUUUGGCUUUUAAAAUUAGAAAAUCUUGAGGUAAACAAA